Prorocentrum cordatum is the source of this 1334-nucleotide messenger RNA. Lineage: Eukaryota; Dinophyceae; Prorocentrales; Prorocentraceae. The record is from the annotation of a GenBank genome assembly.
AGCCGUUUUUCAAGCCACCUUCGCUCCGGAUUUUUUGCGGGCGCGGCCAGCGACAGGACCCCCACCCUUCCUAAGGGACGUCGGACGGCUUGAGGUUCCCACUGCGGUGCCCCUGCAGGUCCAGAUCCCCUUCCCAAGGGUGCGGCUCUGUCUGCCGAGUCGUUUUGUGCCCUGCCCUCGAGGGGGGCGCCUCUGCGGGUCACCGACCAUGGCGCGCGCUGGCGCCAGGCCCCUCCCCGUCGCGCUCCUCGCUGGGCUCCUCGCGGGCGCCUGCUGGAGCGGCUGCUUCGUGCCGGCGGUGGACCGGCGGGCCGUGCUCGCGGCGGCGGCCGCGGCCGCCGCCGCCGCGGGGCGGCAGCAGCCCGCCGAGGCCGCCCAGGCGAGGUUCUCCGUGUUCGGGUUCGACGGCAGCGGGAAGGGCGCGGUGUCGGACGCCUACCAGCAGAUCGACCCUGAUGCGGUCUCGCCUUAUUCGCAGUUCAGCAAUCCCAAGGACUCGGAGUACACGAACGACAAGGCGCUGCAGGAUAAGAUUUACGCGAGGAACAAGGCCAGGGUGAUCGAGUACGUGUCGAUGCUCGACAAAGUCCCAGAGCUGAUUCAGAAGAAGCAGUCCGAGAAUCUGAAGAGCCUGCUGACCACCAAGCUCUACAGUCUUCGCGAAAACAUGGAGUACGUGACCACCAAGGGCACGCCGUUCUACCGCAAGAACGACGCGGCAGGUAUGAAGGAGGCCGACCUCUUCUUCCAGGAUCUGGCCGACCUCGGCGUGGCGGGCAGGGAGAGGAACUGGGGCUGGGCGACCGAGUCGUACGAGAAGUCCAAGGGCAGCUUCCAGGCGUGGAUGAACGUGGUGGGGCUCUGAGCAGUCGAGCAGCGGGGCGGCCGCGCGGCCCUCCGCGGCGACGUCGCCCGCGGGGCGGCGCCCGCGGGCCGGGCCCGGGCCACAGGCGCAGGCGAGCGUCGGGGGCAGCGUCGGGUUUUUUUUGAGCACGCCGCCUGCGACGCCGAGCGGCCGGGCGGCCACUGGCAGCGCGACGAAGGGCGCGCAUGAGCGGCGGGAGCCCCAGGUCGUUGGAUGUCUUCCAGCUGCGUGGUGUGCCCAGGGUGCGCUGCAGCCGGUGUCGCCAGUCAGGGAGUCGCCAGAAACAGACUCACGGGCUGCAGCCUGAUCUCCUCCCUUGCUCUCGAAUUGCGCUCCAUUGAACAAUUCGAAUUUCAUCGUGUCUGAGUAGGAAGGGUACCAAAAGACAGCGCACCUAUGUUUUAUGUGUGCUUACCUCUGCGAAGCAGAGUCGUCUACUUUCUCUACUCACUCAGCGCGUGCUCAAACG